GUGGGGUUUCUAAGGCAGCAUAUAAGACCGGACAAGUUAUGAGUUUGUGAAUGGUAUUCAAAUAAGAAUUCAGGCUCCCUCUUUUAUUCCAAAAACCUCAAACCAAAAAAAAAAAAAAAAAAAAAAAAAAGAUACACAAGUGUAAUACGCACCCAUCGGCCGUCUUGACACAAGUUAUAAGUUGGCUACUUGUCAAACCUCUCCUAUUGGGAAUUUGAAAUGAUUCUCGUCAUCACUUUUGUGUCCAUUUUCUUAUCUUGUCCAACUCUUCUAUGCUCUGCUACAUAUGUCAAUACAUCUAAGCCUAUCUGCCCGCAAAGAUUCAGUUGCCAAGAUUUUGGUCCGUUCAGCUACCCUUUUUACAAUACUACUGAUACUCGAUGUGGUUUGAUCAAGGUUGACUGUACUAUGGGUAACGAGACGAUUCAAUUUGGAGGAAACUCAUAUGUGAUUGUUAACAAGUAUUUUGGUAGUCCUUCCGUCAGCAUCCAAAACACCACAUUUCAAAAACUUGUAGACACAAAAAGCUGUGAGGCUCUUAUGAAUAAUUUCACUUCGCCAACUCCUCAUUUGUUUUCCAUCUCAAUCGCACCCCUCGUGACUCUCUUCAAAUGCCCUAAACAUCCCAAUUAUAGUACAGAUUUUGAUGCUUAUUUUGACCAACCUGAUUAUAUUAGCUACAAAAGAUGCAAACAUCACAAUGUCUACUAUAAGCAUCCCAUCAGCACUACACCAGUUCCAAGUGAUCUCCCACAUAGUUGUGAAGUAAUACAGCUUCCAGGGAGAGUGGAAAGGAGCGUAUCUAUUUACACCGAUAUAUUUUCUUUUCUCACUUCUCAGUUUUUUAUAUCUUUUUGGUCACCUUCCUGUAACGAGUGUCGUAAGAAAGACAACUGCCUUAACCAUGAAAAUUUUGAGUGUUUGGAUGCUAAAAAAGACAAAAAGCUGAAACUGAUCCUAGCUCUCACAGGAUCUGCCCUCAUCAUAGUGCUCUUGACUGCCGUCUUCAUAAUCUUACAUCGCUAUAAGAACAAUCCUUUUUCGUAUUUUUUAUCAAAGGAUAAAUCUCUAAACCCUGAAGAUGCAAGUUUUUUCUUUGGCGUUUCUGUUUUCUCUUACACGGAGCUUGAAGAUGCCACUAAAAACUUCGACCCUUCUCAUGAACUAGGAGAUGGAGGUUUUGGAGCUGUUUAUUAUGGUAAACUCCAAGAUGGGCGAGAGGUUGCAGUGAAGAGACUUUAUGACCACAACUACAAGCGAGUCCAACAUUUCAUAAAUGAGGUCGAAAUUCUCACCAAAUUACGGCAUCCACACUUAGUAUUGCUUUAUGGUUGCACCUCCCGACAAAGCCAAGAACUUCUCCUUGUUUAUGAGUACAUUCCCAACGGCACUGUUGCUGAUCACCUCCAUGGGGAACAAGCAAACCCAGGCUUGUUACCAUGGUCAAUCCGUAUGAAAAUCGCCAUUGAAACCGCCAGUGCACUAGUGUAUCUCCAUGCCUCCGAAAUUAUCCACCGAGAUGUGAAGACGAACAACAUUCUUCUUGAUCACAACUUCUGUGUCAAGGUAGCAGACUUUGGUCUCUCAAGGCUCAUACCGAAUAAUGUCACUCAUGUGUCAACAGCUCCUCAGGGAACCCCAGGAUACUUGGAUCCCCAAUAUCACCAACGUUAUCAAUUAACAGAUAAGAGUGACGUUUACAGUUUUGGAGUAGUCUUGAUUGAACUAAUAUCAUCAAUGGCGCCUGUCGAUUUAAGCAGGUCCCAAGACGAUAUUAGUUUGGCUAACCUUGCUUUAAAUAGAAUCCAAAGAUGUGCAGUUGAUCAAUUAAUCGACCCGGUAUUAGGAUCCAAAUCAAAUCCUGAAAUCAAGAACAUGAUCACAUCAGUAGCUGAAUUGGCUUUUCGAUGCUUACAGUUUGAUUCUGAGAUGAGGCCUACGAUGAACGAGGUGUUUGAUGUGUUGAUGGAAAUUCAAGCUGAGAAAAUGAUAGAUGAUGGUGACAAUAUCAGAGAUUUGAAAACCAUGAAUCCGCCACCUCUAUCUGAAAUCACUGAUUCAGCGGUUUUGUUGAAAGAUUUCCCGCCUUCGCCAGUCUCCGUCACUGGUGAAUGGCAAAGCAGUGACAGUGCAUCAUUUACACUGAGCAGCAAUGGAGAUAGAUUGUCAGUGAAUAUUGUAUGAGUAACAAUUUAACUUAGGGACCUAUAACGUUUUUGAAUUCCUCACUUAUAUGUACUCUAAAUAACAUAUUUCCGUAUUUUUUUUUA
Molecule: messenger RNA, 2270 nt
Organism: Helianthus annuus (common sunflower)
Lineage: Eukaryota; Viridiplantae; Streptophyta; Magnoliopsida; Asterales; Asteraceae
Product: LEAF RUST 10 DISEASE-RESISTANCE LOCUS RECEPTOR-LIKE PROTEIN KINASE-like 1.1
Exons: 4
Coding region: 220-2184 (654 amino acids)
Biological process (GO): protein phosphorylation
Molecular function (GO): ATP binding; protein kinase activity
Source: RefSeq, a predicted model, not a curated record